Molecule: messenger RNA, 1781 nt
Organism: Setaria italica (foxtail millet)
Lineage: Eukaryota; Viridiplantae; Streptophyta; Magnoliopsida; Poales; Poaceae
Product: UDP-D-xylose:L-fucose alpha-1,3-D-xylosyltransferase MGP4
Exons: 4
Coding region: 266-1333 (355 amino acids)
Cellular component (GO): Golgi apparatus
Molecular function (GO): glycosyltransferase activity
Source: RefSeq, a predicted model, not a curated record
UCUUCCCGCAGCAUACACAGGCGGAUGAUGCUCGCCGCCGGGGAAAGCCGGGCGGAGGGUCUCACCGUCGGCAUCGCGGCCGCCCUACCUCGUACUAUUGGUGGGUCCGCCACUGGAAUCAACCACGCCAUCGCCGCCCCCGGCCGGGAUCCGGAUCACCGGUUCACCACCACCGGCCAACGCCGCGUGACUCUACAGUACGACUACUCCACACUCCCCUCCUCCCACUCCCACCUCCGGAAACCCUGAUCUCCGGCAAGCCGCAAUGUCGCUCCACCAGCGGCCGCACCAGAAGCCGCCGGCCGCCGGCGACUCCCUCCCCGUCUCCUCCCCCUCAGCCACCUCCGCCAACGCCCCGUCCCGCCCGCUCCCGCUCCUCACGCUCCCCUACCUCUUCUCCCUCCUCGCGCUUCUCCUCUUCGCCGCCCUCCUCGUACCCUGGGGCCCCACUCGCCCCUCCUCAGUCCCCGCCUCCCCGUGGCGCGCCUACACGCUCCAGGAGGCCGCGGCCUUCGCCGCCGCCGCGGGCAACGGCACUGUCCUCCUCGCCGCGGUCUCUGGACCCUAUCACCCCUUCCUCUCCAACUGGCUCAUCAGCGUCCGCCGCGCCGGCCGCGCGGACCAGGUGCUCGUCAUCGCCGAGGACUACGAGACCCUCGACCGCAUCAACGCCGCCUGGCCCGGCCACGCCGUCCUCGUGCCCCCCGCACCCGACGCUCAGGCAGCCCACAAGUUUGGAUCCCAGGGGUUCUUCAACUUCACCUCGCGCCGGCCACGGCACCUGCUGCAGAUUCUUGAGCUGGGGUACAGUGUCAUGUACAACGAUGUCGACAUGGUGUGGCUCGCCGACCCGUUUCCCUACCUCGUCGGGGAUCACGAUGUGUACUUCAUGGAUGAUAUGACUCCUGUGAAGCCACUCGAUCAUUCACAUGAGCUGCCACCACCGGGAAAGAAAGGACGGACAUAUAUUUGCAGCUGCAUGAUCUUCCUCCGGCCAACAGAAGGUGCCAAACUGCUGUUAAGGAAGUGGAUCGAGGAGCUCAAGGAGCAGCCCUGGUCAAAGCAGAGGAAAUCAAAUGAUCAGCCAGCUUUCAACUGGGCUUUGAACAAGACUGCUGGGCAGGUUGAUGUGUACCUCUUGCCUCAGUCUGCAUUUCCAACUGGAGGCCUAUAUUUCAAGAAUAAAACAUGGGUCAAGGAGACGAAGGGCAAGCAUGUGAUUAUACAUAAUAACUACAUCACAGGGUUUGAGAAGAAGAUAAAACGGUUCCGUGAUCAUGGGCUGUGGUUGGUAGAUGAGCACAGCCACGAGUCACCGCUUGGUAGAAUAUGAUCUUGCUAUCACCAAGGUCCAAGGGGCUGAAGCACAUCUCUCCUCGCGGAAGCAUCACAAUUUUGUAACUGCAAUUUGACUCUCAAAGCCAGUUUCUGCCGAACCAAAUGUUGGAUAAUGUUCGAUCCACCACGCAAGAUGCAGCACUCAAAGAUAAGAUCCUUGUGCAGAAGAUAUUGGUUGCUAACAUCUUGUUUGAUCCGUAUGUCAAAAGCCCUUGUAUCCUUUCCCAUGAGGCCAUGAUGAUUAUUCUUUCGAUUGUAUUUGUUCUUAUUGAAAAUGGCAUGUUGAGGGGGAACAUUAAGACCUUUAGAGUGUCUGUACAUUGUUAAUUGGUAUCUUUUCAGCUAUAGGGGUUGAGUGAAACUAUAAACGGGUAUGGUCAAGUGUCAAGAUUUAAUUGGAUCUUCUUCUCUAUUAAUAAUACAUGCGCGGCAAAGUUCACAAA